AUAAAGACCGCGAUCCGCGACCGAGGGCCCCGCACUGCUGAGGAGCGGAGCCUCCGCCUCGGGGGCCCCCCAUCCCUGGCUGUCCCCCAACUGCGCGUUCCCGCCCCACCCCCGCGGCCGAGCCGCCACUGGUGCAGUGGUCUCUGCUUGGCGGAGGGAGCCUUGAGCUUCGUUCCACAGCCUCUUUGCAUCUUGGAUUUCGGGGCGGCCCCCUCCCCCACCUCUCCCUGCCUUUUUGUACCCCGCUUUUUUCUGCGUUUUGCUUGGUUUUUGUAGCCGUCUAUUUUUGCACCCCUUUUCGCUUUGCUUCUAGACGGUUUGGGGGGUGAAGCUGCAUUCAUACCCCUUCGUCUUGUUAUUCUCCCCUGCUCUGACAGCACCCCUUUUCAUCGCAGUUGGGGGGCCUAGGAUCGGUGCAUCUUCCGCCGCGCUGCCAGCACCCCGCAGUGCGUGGCCGUGAACCCCGGAAUUUGCAGCAGCUGCAUAUCUGCGGGGGGUCUCCUUUGCCCCCGCCGCCUUCGCUCCCCGCGCUUUUGGGUGUGUGGAGGGCUACAGCGCGCGGCGUCCCCGCUUCUCCGCAGCCCCCAGCCCCGGGCCGGGACUCGCCCCGCGCCGCCAAGAUGGUCAUCCAGAAAGAGAAGAAGAGCUGCGGGCAGGUGGUUGAGGAGUGGAAGGAGUUCGUGUGGAACCCGAGGACGCACCAGUUCAUGGGCCGCACCGGGACCAGCUGGGCCUUUAUCCUCCUCUUCUACCUCAUCUUUUACGGCUUCCUCACCGCCAUGUUCUCCCUCACCAUGUGGGUGAUGCUACAGACUGUCUCCGACCAUACCCCCAAGUACCAGGACCGACUGGCCACACCGGGCUUGAUGAUUCGCCCCAAGACUGAGAACCUUGAUGUCAUUGUCAAUGUCAGUGACACUGAAAGCUGGGACCAGCAUGUUCAGAAGCUCAACAAGUUCUUGGAGCCUUACAACGACUCUAUCCAAGCCCAGAAGAAUGAUGUCUGCCGCCCUGGGCGCUAUUACGAACAGCCAGAUAAUGGAGUCCUCAACUACCCCAAACGUGCCUGCCAAUUCAACCGGACCCAGCUGGGCGACUGCUCCGGCAUUGGGGACCCCACCCACUAUGGUUACAGCACUGGGCAGCCCUGUGUCUUCAUCAAGAUGAACCGGGUCAUCAACUUCUAUGCAGGAGCAAACCAGAGCAUGAAUGUUACUUGUGCUGGGAAGAAGCCCCAUCACCAUAGAAACAAGGGGAAACUGAUUCCUGAGGAUGGGCGAGAUGAAGAUGCUGAGAAUCUCGGCCACUUCGUCAUGUUCCCCGCCAAUGGCAACAUUGACCUCAUGUACUUCCCCUACUAUGGCAAAAAGUUCCACGUAAACUACACACAGCCCCUGGUGGCCGUGAAGUUCCUGAAUGUGACCCCUAAUGUGGAGGUGAAUGUAGAAUGUCGCAUCAACGCCGCCAACAUCGCCACAGAUGAUGAGCGAGACAAGUUUGCCGGCCGCGUGGCAUUCAAACUCCGAAUCAACAAAACCUGAGGCCCCUUCCUCCCACUCCACCUCUCUCCUGUGGAUGCUCCUGGAAUGUCCCUGACCCUGCCUGAUCCCUCCUUCACCCACCCCAAAGGUAUUUUUGAUAACAGAGCUAUGACUUGUCUGAGCCUCACACCCUUUUCCUUGACUUCUCAACCCAGCCUGAAGUCCAUGGCGGUUCUCUGGUCACUUGCAUUUCCCACCAACUUCUCCCAACCUCAGCUCAGUCAGAGAGGGAGCUGGGCUACCAAGAUGGCCACAGAGGCGUUAGGAGCCUUUCUAGUUCUGGUUUAGCUGUGAGAGCUACCCACUCUCCUGCCUGCAUAUCCCCUGAGAGUUAUAGGAAGUGCCCAUUGACCCACCCACCCACCCACCACCUAUACCCACCCCCACACCCCCCCCACCCCCACACACAAAAGUGCACGCGUGCCUCUUACCCCUUUGCUUCCAGAGAUGAUUGUGGCACUCCAUCCUUCCAUUCCUAAGCUCUAGCCACUGUCUCUUGAUCUCUCUCUCACUUUCUCCCUGUCUACACAGUCACUAUCUUGGUGACUUUGAACUUAGCUGGCUCCUGGGAAGCUCUUUGCCUCUUCAUCCCUAUUCCCUCCUCUGAAAGGCACCCCUUUGU
This is a messenger RNA of Sapajus apella (tufted capuchin), 2163 nucleotides long. It is a transcript of the gene ATP1B2, whose product is annotated as ATPase Na+/K+ transporting subunit beta 2. The transcript is spliced from 9 exons. Gene Ontology annotation, molecular function: ATPase activator activity. Gene Ontology annotation, cellular component: sodium:potassium-exchanging ATPase complex. The record is from RefSeq and is a predicted model, not a curated record. Lineage: Eukaryota; Metazoa; Chordata; Mammalia; Primates; Cebidae. The coding region runs from base 621 to 1541 and encodes 306 amino acids. Gene Ontology annotation, biological process: intracellular potassium ion homeostasis; sodium ion export across plasma membrane; intracellular sodium ion homeostasis.